CACCUCUCACCAUCGCUCCGUUUGCAACAACACUGCAGUCAUGGUUGGGUUAUUCGGCAACAACUUCGCCGAAAGCUUUCUUGUGCGCAACUCUCUCCAAUCCUUCUACGGCAUCGGUCCCAAAGUCUGCCAGACUCUCAUGGCGCGCUUCCACAUUCACAACACUGCCCGGAUCGGAAGCUUGAAAGAGCGGCAAAUCAACGCACUGGCAGAGGAACUCUCGAAAAUGGUGUUGGAAAAUGACUUGAAGAGGCAAUUGCACGAUAACAUCAAGAGAUUGAGAGAUAUGGGCUCGUACCGGGGAAGAAGACACGCUAUGGGCUUGCCCGUGAGGGGCCAGAGGACGCGAAGCCAGAUUAUAACCGCGAAAAAGCUGAAUAGGGUCGAAAGGAGAGGAUGAUGCAGGAGAGGAGCAAACACAAAUAUGAUGGGCUGGGAUGUAUAGCGAUGGCGCAACAGAUGGCUUUUGCUGAGAUACAAGACGGUAACGGUGUACGAUGGCUAGUCUCAUGCUUACACACUGUACAAAUUCGAGUGUACAAUAAGAAGCUACUGAAGGCUUGCACCUUAUAUAUUACUAACUUCCAGUAUCGACUCCGAUACCUAGACUGUUGACGGGUGCUUUCUUCUCAUCGAGUGAUGACACCAGCUGGUCUCAUCCAAAACACACCUAUAUUUUGAAUGGUAGCUGAGUGACAAAGACGACGAGGGAGCUGGAAAGAUGGAACCUUGGCUGUUGAGGCCCACAUCUCCAAACGGCAUCUGACCUGACUCAAGUCGAAUCUGUGUGCUGUUCAGGUUGCGCUGUUCAGCUCGGAGCCAUGGCGCUGUAGGUCCG
This is a messenger RNA of Sphaerulina musiva SO2202, 838 nucleotides long. Its product is annotated as ribosomal protein S13. Gene Ontology annotation, molecular function: RNA binding; structural constituent of ribosome. The transcript is spliced from 3 exons. Gene Ontology annotation, cellular component: small ribosomal subunit; ribosome; mitochondrion. Bases 41 to 400 code for a protein of 119 amino acids. Lineage: Eukaryota; Fungi; Ascomycota; Dothideomycetes; Mycosphaerellales; Mycosphaerellaceae. The record is from RefSeq and is a predicted model, not a curated record. Gene Ontology annotation, biological process: translation.